AUGCCUGUGUGGGCUCACAAUUCGUGGGUUUGCUUGUUCACCGCUAUGUUGACUGUUGCCAUCGGGGGCAAUGCUAUCGUUAUUUGGAUCGUUACAGCUCAUCGCAGGAUGCGGACAGUGACGAACUACUUCCUCGUGAACCUGUCGUUUGCUGAUCUGAUGAUGGCGUCCUUGAAUUGCCUUUUUAACUUCAUCUACAUGCUACAUAGUGAUUGGGUGUUCGGCGUACGAUACUGUCAGCUGAGCAACUUCAUCGCGAACGUGACGGUAGCGGCGAGCGUGUUUACUCUCACUGGAAUCUCUUUUGACAGGUAUCAAGCGAUAGUAAGGCCGAUGAGACCACGGAUGUCGAAGACCUGUUCUCUCAUCAUGAUAGCCGGCAUAUGGGUUAGCGGAAUGCUGCUUGCUAUACCGUGUCUGCUUUACUCAACUACAAAGGAAUAUAAAUCAAAAGGCAUAUUGAAGACAGCGUGCUUGCUGUCGUGGCCGGACGGUUUACCCGACGUCUCUUAUAUGGAUUUUGUAUAUCAGGUACUAUUCUUCGUGGUGACAUACGCAGUUCCAAUGCUGGGAAUGACGUUUUUCUAUUCAGCGAUGGGUAGAGUUCUCUGGGGAUCAAGAUCAAUCGGUGAGCUCACACAGCGCCAGGCAGACUCUAUACGAUCGAAAAGAAAAGUCGUGAAGAUGUUUAUCCUUGUCAUCAUAAUAUUUGGCAUAUGCUGGUUGCCCUACCACUCGUACUUCAUCUACACCCACUUCAACCCUUCUAUUCUAUACAUGAAGUACAUACAGCACGUGUACCUUGGAUUCUAUUGGCUGGCGAUGGCUAAUGCGAUGGUUAAUCCCAUCAUUUACUACUGGAUGAAUGCAAAGUUUAGAUCGUAUUUUCGAACUGCUAUCCUAUGUCGUUGGCGCGACACAUGCUUCAGAAGAAAACGACCAAUGCCCGAAUCACCUCCAGAAUGCAUCUCGCAGUCAGGCAGCCGAUCCAGAUCAGGUUUUUACUCAUUAACCCGCAGAGAAGCCAAGAAAUUCAAGAGAAAGUGCAGUAGUCGCAUGGCCGCGCUCGUCGUGUCAAGAACCCGGCCCGCGGUUGCAGAGACCGCCUUCGUUUGCUAGCUGUCCACGGUGCCCACAUCGGACUUAUUACGAUGCCUUUAUCCACGGACGUAAAGUUUAAGGAGAAAUAAAACUUCAACUUAAAAAAAAUACUGAAAAUAAAAUAAUUAUUGGUGUCUA
Messenger RNA from Melitaea cinxia (Glanville fritillary), 1239 nucleotides. RefSeq names its product tachykinin-like peptides receptor 86C (gene NGR-A32). Gene Ontology annotation, cellular component: plasma membrane. Bases 1 to 1119 code for a protein of 372 amino acids. NCBI's taxonomy places the organism in Eukaryota, Metazoa, Arthropoda, Insecta, Lepidoptera, Nymphalidae. The transcript is spliced from 10 exons. Gene Ontology annotation, biological process: G protein-coupled receptor signaling pathway. Gene Ontology annotation, molecular function: tachykinin receptor activity; neuropeptide Y receptor activity. The record is from RefSeq and is a predicted model, not a curated record.